AUGACGAUUCCUGCAGCCCUGGCUGCUGUGUGGGAUGCGUCGGCAAAGGCGCCGGUCGGCCUGUUGUCAGGCAACGUGAUGCAGCUGGGAGACUUCGACGAAUGCCUCGGGGUGGCCUCCCCCAUAAGGGCCAAGUACUGCCUCACGCACAUUGUGCUCAAGCCGCCUCCCGGCCACGACACCGCUCAUCCGCUCACCAUCGACUACAACCCAACGCUCAACUAUUGGGACAAGAUACAUUAUGGAGGUUCGUACUCGAAGCAGAGACUGGACCGCGUUCGGUGGGCGCUGUGUGUUCCUGACUCGUGCAGUGAAGACGACAUUCAAGGAUCUUUGCGCGAACAUCUCGCUCAGAAGAAGCUCAGCGAUCGCAUACAGAUAUUCCUCGACUCAGAAGGUUGUACACCGAUCGACAGUCCCAAGUACGACUUUUCAUUCAAAGACAUUGUGUUCAGUUUGUUUCUGAUUGGUCUAUUCCUCCUGUGUUUCAUCGCCACUGUAUAUGACUUCAUCUUCUUCAAAGAAGAAGGAGACAGCCCACCAAGCAAUUUCCUAUUGUGCAUGUCAGCAAGAAGAGGCUACCACAGUGUGUUUCGAAGAGAGAAGCCGAUUUCUGGCUUGGAUCUGACUCCGAUGUAUGCCAUUCACUUCUUGUCCAUUGUGUUUGUUGUUCUUGGGCACCGAUAUGCUGUUAUGCUUCUGGGACCCACUCAAAACUAUGAGUUGAUUGAACAUGUAUUCAGGAACUAUUGGUUCUCGAUGUGGAUUGGUCAUAUGGAUUUGUUCGUGGACAGCUUUUUCGUGAUGAGUGGAUUUCUUUUGGGUCUACUCCUCCCAUUACAAUGUGACACUGCCACUAUCAGUCCUUUCUCAGUAUAUGUUCACCGCUAUAUUAGAUUGAUGCCAGCCUACAUACUAUUGGUAUUUUUCUACAUGACCCUGUUCUACAAGAUAGGUGACGGACCACUUUGGAACCAGAUGGCUGGCAAUGAUCAGUCUGCAUGCGAAGUUAAUUGGUGGACUAAUCUGGUUUUCCUCAACAAUGUUGUCAACCCUCUGAGAAUGUGUGCGAUGCAUUGCUGGUAUAUUGCCUGUGAUUUCCAAUUCAUGGCUGUGGCAACAGUGAUUAUUCUGGCCCUGAAGAAGUACACGAAGCUGAUGGUUGGUGUGUUUGCGCUGCUCUACUGCAUGACUGUCAGUGCUGUCUUCGUCCACACCUAUCUCUACAAGAGGACUGCUGUAAUCUGGUUCUUCAAAAACUUUUUCAUCAACCCCAGAGGAGACGAUCAUUAUACUUCCAUCUACAUACAACCACAAUAUAGAGCUGGCCCAUAUAUUCUUGGUGUUCUGACUGGAUACUGGGUUUAUAAGAAUAUCAAACUCCGUCUCACCAAGACGCAAACAUGGAGCAUGCUUCUAAUUGGUUGUACAAUAAUGCAACUGUGUUUCUGGAGUGGAUCACUGUAUCACAAUCCAGCCAGGCCGUACAAUGUAAUCGAAUCAGCCUUGUAUGCAGCUUCGACUACAAGUAUUUGGGCCGUUGGUCUUUGCUUUGUGAUUGUCUCCGUCACCAUGGGGACAAAAACUCCAGGCUCAGUGGUGCUUUCAUGGAAGCCGUUCACUUUCCUCGGAAAACUCUCCUAUAACGUCUACUUGGUUCACCACGUUCUUCAAGUGUACUCUGCAGCAUCCAGCAGAUCAGGCACUCAUGUCAACUUUUUGAAUCAUGUGGUUGCAUCCGCCUACGAUAUGUCACUUUCACUAGCACUGGCUCUGCUACUGUUCGUGACUGUGGAAACUCCUCCUCGUUAUAUCCUCAGACAAAUACAGAGUCGGAUGAAACCAGCAACUAUAACACCAACCGAACAUAAAUGACAAUAAUGCACACAACAUUCUAAAACAAUAUCUAGUCUAAAAUAUUAUUUUUCGCAGUUUUCAGUACUGCGUACUUCUUCAAAUCUUGAGAAAAAUCAAUUCGCAUUAUGAUUGAAGGUACAAAUUGAGAGCAGAGAAAAAACUGCUGAGAAGUGGAGAGAACUAAUGAGAGCUGAGAAGAUGCAAAGUGUUCGAUGAUGGCGGAUUUGCAAUAAUUGGAAGAGAUGUGAGAAUGAAUUGGAUGCAAACAUUUUUAAAACCUGAAAAGGCUAAUCUAAUCACAAGACACCAAAGUUCAACCUGUCCUUGAAAAUCCCUCAUCUGCUGCCUCCCAUGCUGUGACACCCAUUAUAUUAAAACAAUAAAAAAUAAAUUUGACUUUUUGUAUUUUUUCCAAUACAUAAGUUGACAGAUAUAUUAGUUAUGAAUCAAGUUAUGUUUCAUGAAAAAAUUAAUGUGAUCAUUAUCUUUAUAUCAACAUAAUCUUGAUCAUUUGAUUUGUGUUAUGCUCAUACUCUUAAUAGCUAUUUAUGUAUUAAGAGCGUAAUGCGCGAUUUUAUCGCUCGCGCAAAACAGUUUUGCAAGAGCGAUAAAGAAGCAUUACGCGCGAAUUACAUACAAAAUGUUUUCUACAACUGCCCAAACCUGUUAAAUUACUUAUAUUGGCGAAGUUACAAUUACCGACUUUUUAGGUUAAGAUCUGACCUUUUGGCGAGCUGCUUAUCAUCAGCUGAUCAGCGAGCGUAAAGAAACUAUUCUGCGCAUGCGCAAAUAAUUUGCGUGCAUAAAGAAAAUCUACUGCGCAUGCGCAGAUGGUUAGCGAGCGAAAAAGUAGAUUCUCCUCAGAAAUAAGCUGUUUUACGAGGAGAAUUGAGUAUGUAAAUUCUUUCUUUAUGCGCAGUUGUAGAAAAAAUACUUUUCCGAGUCCCUGCUCCUCAAACUCAUUGAUAUAGUUUUAUCACGAUUAUAUAGACAUUAUUCAUCCACAUUCCAUAAUCAUAGUGUAUAUACUGCCCAGUAUAUUUGGACCUGUAAAUUGGACCAGUUUAUUUAUUUUGUAAGUAGUCAUAAUUUGUAAUUUGUAAUGUUAAUAAAACUAUCAACUUUA
Messenger RNA from Nilaparvata lugens (brown planthopper), 2983 nucleotides. Its product is annotated as nose resistant to fluoxetine protein 6. Gene Ontology annotation, molecular function: acyltransferase activity, transferring groups other than amino-acyl groups. The record is from RefSeq and is a predicted model, not a curated record. Lineage: Eukaryota; Metazoa; Arthropoda; Insecta; Hemiptera; Delphacidae. The coding region runs from base 1 to 1875 and encodes 624 amino acids. The transcript has 12 exons.